Messenger RNA from Prunus armeniaca (apricot), 423 nucleotides. Lineage: Eukaryota; Viridiplantae; Streptophyta; Magnoliopsida; Rosales; Rosaceae. The record is from the annotation of a GenBank genome assembly.
AUGACAAUGCUUAACCUCUCUCUUUUUUGCUUGAUAUCAUUCUUUACCUUCUUUUCAUUUUCAUAUCCUGCAACGGACACACUCACAUCUUUGAACACGUUUGGAGACAAUCAAACCCUGGUCUCAUCCGGUGGACUUUUCGAGCUUGGCUUCUUCAGCGAAAACUUUUCGGGUUAUCACUAUCUGGGAAUUUGGUUCACAGCCGAUCGAAGCAAGGUUGUCUGGGUUGACCGGGAAAAUCCAAUAUUGGAUUCAUCCGGCCUCCUUCAAAUCCGGACAGGGAAUUUGGUUAUCACCGACCGGCGACAAGUCCAGUUGAUAGUCAAUUCAGGAAGUGUCGCCGCGGCCAGUACUAAUACAAGCGCAACACUUCAUGACACUGGAAAUUUUGUCCUUAAAGAAGUUUAUACAGGCAGGGUCUGA